Molecule: messenger RNA, 1846 nt
Organism: Symbiodinium sp. CCMP2592
Lineage: Eukaryota; Dinophyceae; Suessiales; Symbiodiniaceae
Source: the annotation of a GenBank genome assembly
GUUCAUGUCUCCGGCCUCCGACGGGGGACAGCCCGUGCAAGCUUACACGAUCCACGGGGAAGAAGAGCUUUGCGAGGAUGCUCCAGAUGUUGAAGAUGCGACAGAGAGCCUUCCCAAGUCAGGGGCCAUCCUCCGAUCCAUCCAGGUCAUGGCAUCUUCCAUGUCCUGGUGUGCAGAUGUCUCCAGUCACUUUCCGCCGCCGGGCAGCCUGUGCUCGUGUCACAUUGCAGUGGAUCCGAAUCGCACAUACAUCUUCUCGGUGGAGGCAUCUAACGGACCUCGGAGCAGCAUUUCACCUCCCUCAGCGCCCGUCUUCGUUCCGGCACGGGUGCCGCAGAAGCCAAGUGCUCCGGAGGUGUCACUCUUCGAUGGGACUUGUGCAGACCUUCAGUGGAAGGGUUCAACCUUUGGUGGCGGAUUGCCGUUGGACGGAUUCAAGGCCCCGCAGGAUUGCGUUUUAGAUCGGCUUUGGCCAUCUUUGGGCCGUGGGACGCUGGAAGUCGUCGUGCCCCAGUUGCAGAAAGUGCCCACACUUGCCGAAAGCUACGCUUCAGACCUGUGUCAGAUUGGCGUGGUUGUCAGCUCCGACACGGCGGGUGCCGGGCCCUUCCCAGUGCAGCAGAGCUAUCCAGAAACCUACGGACCUACGGCAAGUGCCGCCUCCCAGUCGUCGCCGACCCAGCUUGAGUCUGGAACGGGGCAUCGCGUCUGGGAGUUUGGGACAUCUGUGGGGAUGCGCGACUUGGCUGCUUUGCAUGGCUACUUGUUCUCUCAUGCGGGGAAGACGUGGCGGAGCAACCAGCACACGGCUCUGACCCUCAGUGCAGCCGGUGUCCAAGACGGUGACUUGGUGGAGUUUGUUGGCGACUUUGAGCCGCUGGCAGGUGACGAGCCGGCGGACUCCGUUAGCGACUGUGCCGGUGGAAGCCGGGCCAGCACCGCCAAUGGCAGAGAUGCCGGUUCCAAGGAUUCCCCAAAGGAGGGUGCGAGGCCCGGCUCGAGAGGUGUGGGAACACCCCAGGGCACGAAGAAAGACGCCGGUGCCACGGAGUCCCCGAAGGAGGGCACACGGCCCGUGAGAACGCCAGAGGGCUCGAGGGGUGUGAGAACGCCCGAGAGCACGAAGAAAGAUGCCAGCGUCAAGGAUUCCCCGAAGGAAGGUGCGAGGGCUGCGAGAACGCCGGAGGGUUCGCGGGGUGUGAGAACACCCGACGCUACCAAAAAAGACACAGUCGCGACGAGCGAGAGCACACCAGCUGCUGACGGUGCCGUUCCUUCAGCCCCCGCUGCACCCGCCCCAGUUGCAAAGGCCCAGAUUCGGGUUACGCUGAUCGAUCACAAGAAGCGACAGCGCGAAUGCGUCGGCAGGGCUUCACUGGAAACCUGCGUCUGGGACUUCGGUGUGUCUGUGGGUAUGGACCAUUUGGCGACAUUGCAUGGAUACCUGUUUACCUAUGCCGGACAGACGUGGCUCAGCAAUGGGCCGAAUAAGCACCAGUCGCUGACUUUGGCCGCAGCAGGAGUCCAGGAUGGUGAGACGGUGACCUUCGCCGGUGACUUCGAGUCCGUCUAUUUGAAUGUGACCCUGGCAGACAACGUCGUGAGCCGCCAGAGAUUUGGAAAAGCUUCCGCCCUGACCUCCGUGUGGCUCUUCGGGGAGCUCUUGGGCCUAAGGACCCUGGAGGCCCAGCUCGUGCCAGGAUGCGGCUACACCUUCCGGAAAGACGGAGGUCCCACAUGGAGGAGCAAACAGUAUCCCAACCUGACGCUUGCAGCGACUGCCGUUAAGAGCGGAGACUGGGUCGAGUUUGCAGUCGAGGUCCCACCGGAACCCAAAGAAGAGUGA